Hyla sarda is the source of this 3842-nucleotide messenger RNA. Its product is annotated as NACHT, LRR and PYD domains-containing protein 14-like. The transcript is spliced from 12 exons. Gene Ontology annotation, biological process: positive regulation of inflammatory response. Gene Ontology annotation, cellular component: cytoplasm. The record is from RefSeq and is a predicted model, not a curated record. Gene Ontology annotation, molecular function: protein binding. NCBI's taxonomy places the organism in Eukaryota, Metazoa, Chordata, Amphibia, Anura, Hylidae. Bases 237 to 3068 code for a protein of 943 amino acids.
GUCAGCUCAGUUUUCUCUUGUGAUGUACACCCCUCCCUUUCCUUCUUCUCUGGGACCCCACACUGAAGGAGAAGGCGAGAAGCCGAGCAGGGAACAUGAGGAAGGGGAGCAGCUGAGGAGGGAGCCCCAAACAAAAGAGAAUGCCCAGGACACAGGAGACCUCCCUGUGAUAUCGCAGACCACCAGGACAUCACCCUCCAUUCAUCACACAUCAGAGACCCCCGGAAGCCACAACAAUGGGACAAUUUCCUACGAGAUACGGACAGGAAGAAAAGUUACACCAGCUGUUGUCUACGUAUGAGAUGAGUGACCUGAGAAAUGUCUAUCAAUAUCUCACCAAUGACCUCGUCUAUAUUGUCCAGUCUUUGGAAACGGAGUUCCUCCUAAAAGAAAUGGCUUCUUGGAAUGUCCUUAAAGUCCAGAAGUACGAGGAGCUGAGAAAAGAUCUGGACUCGUUUGCUUUUUCCGAGAAGAUGGUACAAGAUAUUUUGGAUCAAGGUCGAGAGGCCAUUUUAGCCUUUUGGGAAUGUCUCUACGAGAUUUAUUGCUUGAACGCAUGUUCUAAUUUGUCAUGUCUCGUGUAUGAGCUAGGACAUUCUGGUGACACUUUGAUGCAGCAAAUCCAACAGGAUAAACAUGGACAUUCUUUAUCGUCAGAGUUAAAAGAUCUCCAGAAACAUCACAAACAACAUCUUCUUGGAAACAUUCAGAAUGUAGUCAACAGGAGGAGAUCGACCUCUAAGCCUGAAAUGCGUCAUGGUGACCAUUACAUGGAUAUGAUCGUUCUUUAUGUCGAUCACUUUCGGAGACGUUCUCAACAUGAACUUGUAGAGAGCGGAGUAAAACAUGAGAGCUAUCUGCAUAAGAAUGUCCAGCAUUGUGUGAAUGAAUUCAUCUCCAUUGAUCGGCUCUUCCGAUGGUCGCAGCGCUUCAAGUGUGUUCCGCAUUCGGUGAUGAUAACCGGAGCAACGGGAGUAGGGAAGACCACCCUAAUAAAGAAAUUAGUCUAUGACUGGGCGCACGGAAAAAUCUAUCAAAGGUUUUCUUUUGUCUUUUUCUUCAGAUUUCGAGAACUGAACCGAUUGGAUAAGGUCAGCUUGGAGACAAUGAUCCUUCAGCUCCACCCACAUCUCCAGAGCCAUCUUACAAACAUCUUACAGUCCCCAGAGAAAAUUCUGUUUAUAUUUGAAGGAUUAGAUGAAAGUGUCCACCAAAUGAAUUUUAGGUCUCACCAGCUCUGCACUGAUAUGAGCCAAGUAGAAGACGUUGGUUUGAUUGUGGUCAGUUUGGUGAGACAGUCUCUCCUGAAGGGGUGCUUCGUGAUCCUGACCAGCAAAACGGCGCGAGUGACUCGGAGAGACGCCCCCGCUUUCAUGCGCAUAGCUGAAAUGACAGGACUCAGCCCUAAAGACAAAGAAAUGUUCUUUCAGAAUUAUUUUAAAGAGAAGACGUUGUCCGACCAAGUGUUAAGUUAUGUGAAAAACAACGGGGCCAUAUACAACUUCUGCUAUAACCCAGCGUUCUGCCGCAUAGUCUGUGAGGUAUUGUCGGUGCAUUGUAAAGACCAACCAAUGGAUGAUCACAACUUGCCGAAAACGGUGACACAGUUAAUGGCGGGUUUUGUUGGCAAAAUUCUGUCUGGUCAGAAGCAGAAUAAAAUUAACUUUCGCAAACUGUUGGCAUCUCUUGGGUGGAUGGCGGAACAUGGUCUUUCCAAUAAUAUUCGUGAUUUCGAGGAGAACGUUCUGGACAAGUUUAAAGUAGAUGCCACCUCCGAUCUCCUGCAGUAUUUUAUGCUAAAAAGUGGUAAUCCUCCAAAUGUCACCUUUUCCUUCUUACACCUUUUCCUCUCCGAAUUUUUAGCUGCUUUAGUCCAUUAUACUCAAUAUUCUGCCGAGAAACUGAAUAAAUUACUGGAGAACGCCAAUUCAUCUAAAGAUUGCCAUGAUGAGAUAUUUCUCUGUUUCCUCUGUGGUCUUGCGGACCAAGCCACGAGGGAUACUCUGAAACCUUAUUUGGGAGACUUGUCCUCGAGAGCCAUCGUACGCGCAGUCAAGUGUGUGUCUACAUGGCUGGUCCAACAAUCCAGUAAGGAGGCUCAGAAACUGGAAGAACUUCAGUAUGACAAGAGGAAAUGCCUCACCAUGUUUUACUACCUCUUCGAAACUCAGAAUAAAAAUUUAGUCAAGGAGGCUCUUGGGUCAUGUAAAAGACUGACGCUGAAAUCUGUCCUCCUCACUCGUCUGGACUGCGCCGUGUUGUCUUUUGUCCUUGAAUCAUGCAAAGAGAUCGAAGAGCUUGACCUGGACGACUGUACGCUUCACACUGACUGCUUGGGGCAAUUCACUGCACAUCUGCAUAAUCUGAAAGACAUUAGACUUUUGGGUGUUAAGAUGGGAAAUGAUGGGAUUCAAUCUGUUUGUCCUGCAUUAUUACAUCCGGAGAGCAAAGUUCAGAGUCUGUGGUUGGGUUGGAAUAAACUGACCGACGUUUCGUGUCUUUAUUUGUCAUUAGCAAUAAGGAAUAACCGGUCCCUGAAGAUCCUGGACCUGUCUAAUAACGCUCUGUACGGUCCUCACUUCAGUGACCUGAUGGACGCUCUGUCCGCUCCAGCCUGCAGGAUAGAGGAAUUACUUUUGGAUUCUGCCGGAUUGACGGACAUUUCCUGCAUCCAGUUGGCAUCUGGGAUAAAGAAUAACAGAUCCUUGAGGAAACUUCACCUUUCCAGAAACGUCCUUAUUGGUCCUCACUUCGGUGCCUUGGUGGCCGCUCUGUCCAGUCCGACCUGCGGGAUAGAGGAAUUAGAGCUCUGUAGCAUUGAACUUACAGAUGAACAUGUUCCAUUACUGGAUCCACUAAGUAAUAACACCCACCUCACCCAUCUGGACCUAAGCAGCAAUUUAUUGACUGAUGCAGGUGCCGGUCACAUCAAAGAACUUAUCCUGAAGUCAUCCAGUCUGAAAGAGUUCAGCCUCUGUUUUAAUCAUAGAAUGACCCCUGAAACGCGACAAAGCCUAAGGGACCUGAAAGUCCACAAACCAGACCUCUUUGUCUUUAUCGAUGGAUGACGGAUGGAUUUUCAGAUACUGCAUGAAAAAAAAAAAGACAAAAUGGAACUCAAAUCCCAGAGUUUCUACAACAGCUGUAUGUGAACCGACCCCGAGAGGAGGACGAGGCUUCCCUAAUAUUCAUGGCUAAUAUCAGUCCUCGACACUGGACCAGGUUAGACUGUGGUUAGUGCUAAACAAUGCACCACGUUGGGUCGAUAUAGGAAACUAUCUACACCCUCAUUAUUGUUAGCGAGUUGUUGGCGCCCAAUGACCUCCAGUCCUUACUUGACCAUAAUGGCGGUGUUUGGUUUACAUAAACAACCACUUUACACUAAAAUCUUCCACUGGUAAUACGACGUACAAUACCUGACCUCAAUCACGUAAAAAUACCAUUACAGUGGUUCCUCAACUUACAAUGGCCUCAGGUGUCAAUAUUUUGGUGUUACCUUGAAACCAGACCCAACAUACAAUGUACAGACAGUCCAGAUCUGUGACACUUGUGAUUGGUCGGAAGAACCGACCAAUCAGAAUGGGCAUUCACUGGUAAAACACCUGUAUUACUGAAGCGUAUGCACUGACUGGUGUCUGGUGUCCCCUAGGGAUGGUACUUCUAUAAUAAAGUUUUUUUUUUUUGGCUUUAUGCCCAUAAUCUGUGGUUAUUAUUUAUGUUUUGACCCUUUAAAGAGGUACUUGGGUGCUGAGCGUUCGGGACAAAAUGUUCUGAACGCUUAGAGCCGGCAAGGGGGCUCGUGAUGUCACCGCCUUGCCCCCUCGUGAUGUCACGCCCCACCC